AUGGCUGGCCGUGCGCUGUUGGUGUGCGCCCUCUGCGUGCUGUGCUGCGCCGCCGGCGGGGGCUGGGCGUGGCAUAUGGACUACUGCACUGAGGAGAACUGGGGAUUUUUGAAGUUGCUUAAUUCCAGCAAAAAUUCCACGGAACUUCUGGAUGUGUACUGCAGGCAUAACACAACUUUUCUGGCGGCGAUCAAAAAUAAACUUACCGCAACAGGGGGCAGCGCUGGCACCGGCAAUCCCGGGGGCACGGGGGAAGAAAAGGCAUCGCCAGAGCCCGAGGAAGGCCCACAGACAAAUGAAGAGUUGUCACCUCCGAUU
Molecule: messenger RNA, 318 nt
Organism: Trypanosoma conorhini
Lineage: Eukaryota; Euglenozoa; Kinetoplastea; Trypanosomatida; Trypanosomatidae
Exons: 1
Source: RefSeq, a predicted model, not a curated record